Penicillium cinerascens is the source of this 6750-nucleotide messenger RNA. RefSeq names its product bifunctional carbamoylphosphate synthetase/aspartate transcarbamylase. Gene Ontology annotation, biological process: L-citrulline biosynthetic process; L-glutamine metabolic process; UTP biosynthetic process. Gene Ontology annotation, cellular component: cytosol; cytoplasm. The coding region runs from base 1 to 6750 and encodes 2249 amino acids. Gene Ontology annotation, molecular function: dihydroorotase activity; aspartate carbamoyltransferase activity; amino acid binding. NCBI's taxonomy places the organism in Eukaryota, Fungi, Ascomycota, Eurotiomycetes, Eurotiales, Aspergillaceae. The record is from RefSeq and is a predicted model, not a curated record. The transcript is spliced from 3 exons.
AUGUCCCAGUCGGCUCCUAACGAGGAAUUGACUUCCCCGACCAGUCCCAAGUCGGGCGGUGCAGUUGCCUACCAGAACAACAAGGACCUGCUGCCCAACAUGGCCUCUGGUGCCGUGAUUGCCCCGGCCUCUAUCCCCGUCCGGGGUGGCAGUGACCGGCUCGUGGCCCUCGAGCUGGAGGAUGGCACAGUCUACCAGGGUUACAACUUCGGUGCGGAGAAGAGUGUUGCCGGUGAAUUGGUCUUCCAGACCGGUAUGGUCGGCUACCCCGAGUCCAUCACCGACCCCUCCUACCGCGGUCAGAUCCUGGUCAUCACCUUCCCGCUCAUCGGUAACUACGGUGUGCCGGACCGCGAGCAGAUGGACGAACUGCUCGAGACUCUUCCCAAGCACUUUGAGUCGACUCAGAUCCACGUCUCCGCGUUGGUGGUGGCAACCUACGCCGGCGAGGAUUUCUCCCACUUCCUGGCCCAGUCCUCUUUGGGCCAAUGGCUCAAGGAGCAGGGUGUUCCCGCCAUGCACGGUGUCGACACCCGUGCGCUGACCAAGCGCAUUCGUCAAAAGGGUAGCAUGCUUGGUCGCAUGCUUCUUCAGAACGCCGGCGCCACCAAUGGUGUGGCCGCUGGUGUCGAUGCCGCAAACUGGAAGUCGCACUUUGAGCAGAUCGACUGGGUGGACCCCAACACCAAGAACCUCGUCAAUGAGGUCUCCAUCCGUGAGCCCCGUCUCUUCACACCCCCCGAGAAUGUUGCUCUCAAGCACCCCUCGGGCCGUCCCGUUCGGGUCCUGUGCUUGGACGUCGGUAUGAAACACAACCAGCUCCGCUGCCUGCUUGCCCGUGGUGUCGAGGUCAUGGUCGUCCCUUGGGACUACGACUUCCCUACCCUCGCCGGAAAGGACUACGACGGUCUGUUCGUCUCGAACGGUCCCGGUGACCCUGCGACCCUGACCACUACCAUCAACAACUUGUCCAAGACACUGAAAGAUGCUCGCACGCCUGUCUUUGGUAUCUGUUUGGGCCACCAGCUUAUCGCUCGCUCGGUUGGUGCUACCACUAGCAAGAUGAAGUUUGGUAACCGCGGUCACAACAUUCCCUGCACCAGCUUGAUCUCGGGCAAGUGCCACAUCACCUCUCAGAACCACGGUUACGCCGUGGACGCCUCUAGCCUUCAAGAUGGCUGGGAGGAGUUGUUCGUCAACGCCAACGACGGCAGCAACGAGGGUAUCCGUCACACCACCCGCCCCUUCUUCAGUGUUCAGUUCCACCCGGAGAGCACCCCUGGCCCCCGGGAUACCGAAUAUCUGUUUGACGUCUUCAUCAACACCAUCAAGAAGACCCUUGCCUCUGCCGAGGCUCUCACCAAGCCCGUGGAGUUCCCUGGUGGCCUCAAGGCUGAUAAUAUCAAGGCUGCCCCCCGCGUGCACGUCAAGAAGGUCUUGGUCCUGGGUAGUGGUGGUCUGAGCAUUGGACAGGCUGGAGAGUUCGAUUACUCCGGUAGUCAGGCUAUCAAGGCGCUAAAGGAGGAAGGCAUCUACACGAUUUUGAUCAACCCCAACAUUGCCACCAUUCAGACUUCGAAGGGUCUGGCUGACAAGGUCUACUUCCUGCCCGUUAACGCCGACUUCGUUCGCAAGGUCAUCAAGCACGAGCGCCCCGAUGCCAUCUACGUCACCUUUGGUGGACAGACGGCUCUUCAGGUCGGUAUUCAGCUCAAGGAUGAGUUUGAGUCUCUCGGCGUCCAGGUUCUGGGUACUCCUAUUGAUACCAUCAUCACCACCGAGGACCGUGAGCUGUUCGCUCGUAGCAUGGACUCCAUUCAGGAGAAGUGCGCCAAAUCCGCCUCUGCCUCGACCAUCGAGGAAUCGCUGCAGGUCGUUGAGGGCAUCGGCUUCCCCGUCAUUGUGCGUGCCGCUUACGCCUUGGGUGGUCUUGGCAGUGGUUUCGCCGACAACAUGGAGCAGCUGAAGGAACUGUGCACCAAGGCUUUGGCCGUCAGCCCGCAGGUGCUGAUCGAGCGCAGUAUGAAGGGCUGGAAGGAAAUCGAAUACGAGGUCGUGCGUGAUGCUCAGGACAACUGUAUCACCGUCUGCAACAUGGAGAACUUCGAUCCUCUUGGUAUUCACACUGGUGACUCUAUUGUCGUCGCCCCCUCGCAGACCCUCUCCGACGAGGACUACAAUAUGCUGCGGACAACCGCGGUCAAUGUCAUUCGCCACCUUGGCGUUGUCGGUGAAUGUAACAUCCAGUACGCCCUGAACCCGUUCUCCAAGGAAUACUGCAUCAUCGAAGUCAACGCCCGUCUGUCCCGUUCCUCGGCACUUGCCUCUAAGGCUACUGGGUACCCGCUUGCCUUCAUUGCCGCUAAGCUGGGUCUAGGAAUUCCACUCAACGAGAUCAAGAACUCCGUCACCAAGUCCACUUGCGCUUGCUUCGAGCCCUCGCUUGAUUACUGCGUUGUUAAGAUCCCCCGCUGGGAUCUUAAGAAGUUCACUCGUGUUUCGACCCAGCUUGGUUCGUCCAUGAAGAGUGUCGGUGAAGUCAUGAGCAUUGGUCGCACUUUCGAAGAAGCCAUCCAGAAGGCCAUCCGGUCCGUUGAUUUCCACAACCUGGGUUUCAACGAGACCAGUGCUCUUAUGUCCAUCAAGGGCGAGCUCCAGACUCCUUCCGAUCAGCGUCUAUUUGCCAUUGCCAACGCUAUGCACGCUGGCUACAGCGUUGAUGACAUCUGGAAGCUGACCAACAUCGACAAAUGGUUCCUGAGCCGCCUCAAGGGCCUGAGCGACUUUGGCAAGUCCAUGGUUGCCUUCAAUGCCACCACUGUUCCCAUCGACAUGAUCCGCCAGGCCAAGCAGCUUGGUUUCUCGGAUCGCCAGCUUGCCAAGUUCUUGAGCUCCAAUGAGCUGGCCAUUCGUCGCAUGCGUGUCGAGGCAGGCAUCAUGCCUAUUGUCAAGCAGAUCGAUACUGUCGCUGCUGAAUUCCCAGCUGUGACCAACUACCUUUACCUGACUUAUAAUGCCUCUGAGCACGAUCUUAGCUUUGAUGAUCACGGUAUUAUGGUCCUGGGCUCUGGUGUUUACCGUAUUGGUUCUUCGGUCGAAUUCGAUUGGUGCUCAGUCCGCACCAUCCGCACUCUCCGCGAGCAGGGCCACAAGACUAUCAUGGUUAACUACAACCCUGAGACUGUCAGUACCGACUACGACGAGGCUGACCGCCUGUACUUCGAGAACAUCAACUUGGAGACUGUUCUUGACAUUUACCAGCUGGAGGCUUCGAGCGGUGUGAUCAUCUCUAUGGGUGGCCAGACCCCGAACAACAUUGCUCUGCCCCUGCACCGCCUUAAUGUCAACAUUCUGGGUACCUCGCCCGAGAUGAUUGAUGGUGCCGAGAACCGUUACAAGUUCUCGCGCAUGCUGGACCGUAUCGAGGUUGACCAGCCUGCCUGGAAGGAACUGACCAGCAUUGACGAGGCCCGCGACUUUUGCGACAAGGUCGGCUACCCCGUGCUGGUCCGUCCCUCCUACGUCCUUUCCGGUGCUGCCAUGAACACUGUCUACUCCGAGCACGAUCUGGCUAGCUACCUGAACCAGGCUGCUGAUGUCUCUCGAGAGCACCCUGUCGUCAUCACCAAGUACAUUGAGAACGCUAAGGAAAUUGAGAUGGAUGCUGUGGCCCGUAACGGUGUCAUGGUCGGCCACUUCAUCUCAGAGCACGUCGAGAACGCUGGUGUUCACUCUGGUGAUGCAACCCUCAUUCUGCCUCCUCAGGAUUUGAGUGAGGAGACUGUCCGUCGUAUUGUGGAGGCGACUCGCAAGAUUGGUAACGCUCUGAACGUUACUGGUCCUUACAACAUCCAGUUUAUUGCCAAGGACAAUGACAUUAAGGUCAUUGAGUGCAACGUCCGCGCCUCGCGUUCGUUCCCCUUCGUGUCCAAGGUCAUGGGCGUGGACCUGAUCGAGAUGGCCACCAAGGCUAUGAUCGGCAUUCCGUUCACCGAGUACCCCCCUGUCAACGUUCCCAAGGACUACGUUGGUGUCAAGGUGCCGCAAUUCUCGUUCUCGCGUCUCUCUGGUGCUGAUCCUGUGCUGGGUGUUGAAAUGGCCUCGACUGGUGAGGUCGCCUCUUUCGGCCGUGACAAGUACGAGGCCUACCUCAAGGCCCUUCUGUCCACUGGCUUCCGUCUCCCUAAGCGCAACAUCCUCUUCUCUAUUGGUUCGUACAAGGAGAAGUUGGAGAUGCUGCCUUCCAUCCAGAAGCUGUCCAACCUCGGAUACAACCUGUUUGCUACUUCCGGUACCGCUGAUUUCCUGAAGGAGAACGGUGUUUCCGUCAAGUACCUGGAGCAUCUGCCUGGUGAGGAGGAUGAUAUCAAGUCUGAGUACUCUCUGACCCAACACUUGUCGAACAACCUCAUCGAUCUUUACAUCAACUUGCCGUCCAACAACCGCUUCCGCCGCCCCGCCAACUACAUGUCGAAGGGUUACCGCACCCGUCGCAUGGCUGUGGACUACCAAACUCCCCUGGUCACCAACGUCAAGAAUGCGAAAAUCCUGAUUGAGGCUAUCGCCCGUCACUUCACUCUGGACAUCCAGACCUCUGACUUCCAGACCAGCCACCGCACUGUGGUCCUCCCCGGUCUGAUCAACAUUGCUGCGUUCGUCCCAGAUCUUGUUACCCCCGGUUCCAAGGACUUCGAAUUGGUCACCAAGGCCUCGAUCGCUGCUGGUUUCAGUAUGGUCCGUGUGAUGCCGGUGGGCGUGGACAGCUCCGUCACCGAGGCCAGUGACCUGAAGAUCGUUCAGCUGAACGCUCAAGACAAGUCCUACUGCGACUUCAAUGUCUCUGUUGCUGCUACUGCCAACAACUCUGACCAGGUUACUCAGGUCACCAGCGAGGUUGGCUCCCUGUUCAUCCCCUUCAAUCAUCUCUCGGGCAACAUCAACAAGGUGGCUACUGUAACCAACCACUUCGGAGCCUGGCCCUCGAACAAGCCUCUGAUCACCGAUGCCAAGGGCACCGACCUGGCCUCCAUCCUGCUUCUGGCGUCUCUGCACAGCCGCAACAUCCACGUCAUGAGCGUGACCUCCAAGGAGGACAUCAAGCUCAUUGCGUUGAGCAAGGAGAAGGGCCUGAAGGUGACUUGCGACGUUUCCAUCUUCUCCCUGUUCCUUUCUCAGGAGGACUUCCCGGCCUGCAGCUCCCUUCCUUCAGCUGAGGACCAGAAGGCUCUGUGGGACCACAUGAGUACCAUCGAUGUCUUCUCGAUCGGUAGCAUCCCAUUCCAGCUUGCUGGCAAGGAAGCCUCGCCUGUGGCCGGUAUUGCUGAGUCGCUUCCUCUACUCUUCACUGCUGUCGCAGAGGGCCGCCUGACCGUGGAGGACGUCACCGCUCGUCUCUAUGAGAACCCGAAGAAGAUUUUCGAGUUGCACGACCAGGCUGAUACCUCGCUCGAGAUCGAGAUUGACCGCCCGUACAUGUUCCAGAGCCGCGACGUCUGGUCUCCGUUUAACGGCAAGAUGAUGCGCGGUUCAGUCCAGCGGGUCAUUUUCCAGGGCAAGACCUCUUGCCUUGACGGUGCCGUCACCAAGGACGCCGCCAAGGGUACCGACAUGUCUUCCCACCGGAUCGUUCCCACAUCGCCUGUGCAGAAGCCCAUGACUCCCAUGGUUCGUCCCGAGAGCUCGCUUGACCGCCAUGCGUCCGUUUCGGGCACCCCGGGUCGUCGUACCCGCGCUCUGGAUGCCGUUGUUCCGUCUGUUGGCGAGCUUGGCCCCCCUCUGUACCCCUCUUCGCAGGUGUCCUCCUCGCUGUACGAUAUGCUCGCGCGCUCUCCUUUCCGUGGCAAGCACGUGCUGUCCGUGAACCAGUUCUCUCGUGCGGACCUGCACCUGCUGUUCACCGUCGCCCAGGAGAUGCGUCUUGGUGUUCAGCGCCAGGGUGUUCUUGACAUCCUCAAGGGUCGCGUUCUGUGCACUCUCUUCUACGAGCCCUCGACCCGCACCUCGGCCUCGUUCGAUGCCGCUAUGCAACGUCUAGGUGGACGGACUAUCGCCAUCUCCACCGAACACUCCUCCACCCAGAAGGGCGAGACUCUGCAGGACACCAUCCGCACUCUCGGCUGCUAUGGUGAUGCCGUUGUUCUGCGCCACCCCAGCCCCACCAGCACCGAUGUCUCGGCCAAGUUCUCCCCUGUACCCGUCAUCAACGGUGGCAACGGCUCCAUUGAGCACCCGACCCAGGCCUUCCUGGACCUCUUCACUAUCCGUGAGGAGUUGGGUACCGUCAACGGCCUGACCAUCACCUUCACUGGUGAUCUUAAGUACGGCCGCACUGUGCACUCCUUGAUGAAGCUGCUCCGCUUCUACGAAGUCAGCGUCCAGCUCGUCUCCCCCAAGGAGCUGGCUCUUCCUGAGGAGAUCCGCCAGCAGCUCGUGUCCUCUGGCAAGCUCAUCUGCGAGUCUGAGGAGCUGACUCCUGAGAUCGUUGCUCGCUCCGACGUCCUGUACUCUACUCGUGUGCAGAAAGAGCGCUUCGCCGACCUCGCCCAGUACGAGCGUCUGAAGAACAGCUUCGUCAUCGACAACGCUCUGCUCAAGCACGCCAAGAGCCACAUGAUUGUCAUGCACCCGCUGCCCCGGAACGCCGAGAUUUCCGAAGAGGUCGACUUUGACCAGCGGGCUGCUUACUUCCGCCAGAUGAGAUACGGCCUGUACUGCCGCAUGGCGCUGCUGGCUCUGGUCCUGGCGCCGUAG